AUGAAGUCUAUAGAUUUGCAUAUUGUCUUUUUACUCUUAUUUCUCUUAAAGAAUGGGUCCUCCUACUCAAUUAAGGAGUCUGGUAUAUAUAUGCAAGGUAUUGGCAAGCUCUAUUCUUCAAGGAGCUCUGAUUCACAUGGUAGUGUAUACAUAUCAACUAAAGGGAAAGUAAUUAUGUUACAAGAUGAAGAUCUGAUUUGGUCUAUUGAUCCGGUUAACCCAAAAGACGAAGUUGUAGAUGUCAAAUAUAUUUAUGCACCAAAUUUAAAGAUAAUUCAAUUGUUAGUAAAUAAGGCUACAAAUAUACUUCAUAUCCGUCAAAUCAGUGUUGGUAUAUCUUCCAAAGUAGGUAUAGAUUGGUCCACCUAUUUAGGAAUAAGUUAUGAAACCAACGAUUUUUCUAUACCCAGGAUAACCUUGAUCGAUAAGACAAUAUAUAUAUUCACUAGAACUGGUCAACUUCUUGUUAUGGUCAAUCAAAAUAAUGGAAUAAUAUUAGAGAUAAAUAAAAUUUUGGAGAAUUUAAGUGAAAACUUUAUAUUACUUUUUAAAAAAAAGAGUAUAGAAGUUUUAACAUAUUCUUCUUCUUCUAGUGAAAUUAUACACUCUUAUUUGAACUCAACAAUAAAGGAUAAUAUGAAUAUUAUUAAUAGGUUCAAAAUACCAACUAGUAUACAAUCAAUUAUAUAUGAUUCAUCCAUUAUUGUAAAUAAGAAUGAAACAUGGACAUUUUCUUGCCUGGUAGUUAGUUCCAAUUUAAGAAUUCAAUUAUUAACUAUAAACUUAAGUAAGAAUUCGGAAGUAUCUGUACAUCUAAACAAUUUGGAUUUAGAAGUAAAUAUGAAUCAAAUAAAACCACUAAAAUUAACAAAUUUUGCUGGUGACAAAUUGGCUAUUACAUUAAACAAUAACACUAAUAUCCUCAAAGGUUUUGUGAAUUAUCCUGUAAUUUCACAAAAUAUGCAGAACCCUUUUAUUAUUUACAGUAAAGAAGGAGAUUAUUAUAACUUGUUCAGUUUAUCGUAUUGCGACUUGUCAAAAUCAGUUGAUAUCCAGGUAAUUUUAAAUUUUAAAUUCCAAGAAAGAAAUCAACCCUUAAAUUUUAACUUAAAAUUUGAUAAUAAAGCUAUUAAUCAUGGUAAUAUUCACUAUGUAUCAAUGAUAUCUAGUUCACGAAUAAUUAUUCAAUGGCAAGAUUACUUGAUUGGAAUUAUGGAAAUUGACUGUAAUAUUACAGGGUGUCAAGAUCCAAUUUGGAUAAAUUUUUACGAAGAAGGCUUUCUUCUCUCCAAAGCUCAGAAAAACAAAUAUACUUUGUAUACUCCAAUUGAUUAUAAAGAUAAUCCAAUAGAUUUAACAAAUCUGAAAAUAAAACAAAAUAUUUUAACUGCAAAGCAUAUUUAUAUGCCAGAAACAUUUAGAAAUGAAUAUAGUACUAAUGGUAAUUUAUUGUUUAUAAUUAAUACUGAAAUUAGGAGAGUUUAUGCUCUCAAUAUAACUAGUGGACGUUUGUUAUGGGUAAAUAGUAUACUCGAAGAUGUAGAAUUUGAACAAUCAAUGGUGCUAAAAUAUAAUAUUUAUCUAGUUGACUCUUCAAUAAAUAAUAUAUUGAAAAGUGAUAACCCAUUUUUAAUUGUAGCAGCUGGCUUAAAUAUAUACAAAAUCAAUAUCUUUAAUGGAGAAAUUAUGGACAGAAUUAAAGUAAAUAAAGUAAUUGGAGAUUAUAAGUUUGUAAUGAUAUCUUCAUAUAGAAAUAUUGGUAGACCUCUGAUAAAUCCCAAAUUAUUAAUUAUUGGAGAUACAAACAAGCCAAUACAAGUAAUUAACUUUGGACAAAAUCAUACAAAAUCUGAAUUUUAUUCGGAUAUAUUUAUAUUGUAUAAUAAGAGAUCAAUAUCUGGAUAUAUGUUGAAUAAAAAUGGAGAUAUAAAACAUAUAUGGGAGUUUACUUUGAACUUUAGCAGAGAUAGUAAUGAAGAAAUUGAAAUAAUGACUACUCCACAAUGUCCAGAUUGUAAGGGAAUUCCAGCAAUAGUAACUGUAGAUAGUGACAUUGUACAUAAAUAUGACAAUCCUAACUUGCUAUUUAUACUAAGUAACAAGCUAAAAGUGUUUAUUAUUGAUGGAUUAACUGGAAACCUUCACUAUACAACAGUACUACCAGAAAUAUUGAAGCCUCCAUUUACUGUAUCAUUUCAUUCAAAUAUCAUUAUACUUACAGCUUUUCAUUCAUUGCAUCAAACCCAAGUCAUCAUCACAUUUGAAAUGUAUUAUGAAUAUGAUAAAAGUGACAUUGAAUUGAAUUACUUAAAUAAGAUCAAAUCUGUAAUUUUAUAUUUUACUACUAAAGAACCAUCUAAAAUUUCAGAUUCAGAAAUUAUACAGAGAAAUCCUUUUGUUAUUCAAACUCAAAUACUAUAUCCAUUUGAGAGUCCAAUUACUUCUGCUACUAUAAGCAGCACAGCAGAAUCUAUAACUCCUAAAAUGCUUCUUAUUGCAUCCAAGCAAGGCGGAGUAAUUGAGGGUAUUCCAGAAGAAAUCAUAAGUUCUAGGCGUCCAAACCCAUUAAUUGUAAAGUCAGAGUUUGCUAAAGCUAUUGAAAUUAAGGAAUAUCCUGCAUAUAAACCAGUAGAGUCUACACACUUUAAAAUUCCUAUAAAUGUAUUUUCUAUAAAGGAAAUCAUUACAAUUCCUGAUAUAGGUUCUGAAUCUACAAGUAUUCUUGUAUGUUUUGGGACGGAUUCAUUAUUGGUCUUACCAUUCCAGCCAAGUAUCUCCUUUGACAGUCUCCCAAAGGACUUCAAAAAAUUCAAUAUUAUAGCUGUAUUACUUCUUUCUACAUUUAUUACAAUGGCCACUCUAAUUAAAUACAAAUUAAAAUCUGGUGAAAUAGGUUGGAAUUAA
Molecule: messenger RNA, 2904 nt
Organism: Cryptosporidium muris RN66
Lineage: Eukaryota; Apicomplexa; Conoidasida; Eucoccidiorida; Cryptosporidiidae
Exons: 1
Coding region: 1-2904 (967 amino acids)
Biological process (GO): protein folding in endoplasmic reticulum
Cellular component (GO): EMC complex
Source: RefSeq, a predicted model, not a curated record